Messenger RNA from Engraulis encrasicolus (European anchovy), 2585 nucleotides. Its product is annotated as b(0,+)-type amino acid transporter 1. Lineage: Eukaryota; Metazoa; Chordata; Actinopteri; Clupeiformes; Engraulidae. The transcript has 6 exons. Gene Ontology annotation, cellular component: membrane. Gene Ontology annotation, molecular function: L-amino acid transmembrane transporter activity. Bases 1 to 1410 code for a protein of 469 amino acids. Gene Ontology annotation, biological process: amino acid transmembrane transport. The record is from RefSeq and is a predicted model, not a curated record.
AUGAGUAAUGGAAAAGCUGAGAAGGUUAAGCUCCAACGCGAAGUUGGGCUACUGGGUGGCGUCUCUUUGAUUGCCGGUACGAUGAUUGGCUCUGGAAUAUUCAUGUCUCCCCAGUUGGUGCUUCUUAACAUCGGGAGUCCUGGUGCCAGUCUCGUCAUCUGGGCGAGCUGUGGAAUGCUUGCUAUGCUGGCGUCACUAUGUUAUGCAGAACUGGGGACUACAAUACGAGAGUCGGGCGGGGAGUACAUCUACCUACUACGCACAGCAGGUCAACCCAUUGCUUUUCUUUGGAUUUUCACAUCUGUUGCAGUCAUACGUCCUGCCAGUCUGGCCGGGGUCUCGCUAAGCUUUGCUAUCAAUGCGAUUGCCCCCUUCUACCAGGAUUGUCCUCCACCAGACAAUGUGGUGAAAUGUGUGGCUGCUGCAGGCAUCAUACUGCUGACUGUUGUAAAUUGUCUGAACGUGCGUUCCUCCAUGAACAUUAUAGUGUUCUUCAUGGCUGCUAAGGUGGUAGGCCUGGCCAUCAUUGUGAUUGGUGGUGUUUGGCAACUUGCUGGUGGCAACACAGUCAACCUUGAGAACUCCUUCGAAGGGACAUAUUGGAGUGUCAAUUCCAUAGGUUUGGCUUUUUACCAGUGUCUGUGGUCCUAUGACGGCUGGAACAAUUUAAAUUAUGUGACAGAAGAGAUAAAAAAGCCACAGGUGAAUUUACCCAGAGCUGUGAUGAUUGCCAUUCCAUUGGUUACCCUGCUGUAUUUGCUGGUCAACGUGAGCUACUUUACAUUACUGACACCAAAUGAAAUGAUAACCUCAAGCGCUGUUGCGGUGACAUGGGGGAAUAAGAUGCUUGGAGGUUGGGGGUGGCUAAUGUCUCUGGCAGCAGCUCUCUCUGCCUUUGGAUCACUGAAUGGCACAUUCUUCAGCGGUGGCCGUGUGUGCUUUGUGGCUGCAAGAGAAGGGCAUCUGCCGGACAUCCUGGCCAUGGCCCAUGUGCAUCGUUUCACACCUUCCCCUGCACUUAUAUUCACAUCUGCAAUGUCUCUCAUCGUACUAAUUCCAGGAGAUUUUCAGACCAUUGUCAACUUUUUCAGUUUUACAGCAUGGUUCUUUUAUGCCCUCACCCUGAGUGGCCUUCUUUAUCUAAAGAUCCGCAGGCCGGAACUGCCACGCGCAUAUAAAGUUCCAAUCAUCAUCCCCAUCUUUGUCCUCAUGGCAGCCGUUUUUCUAGUCAUUGCACCCAUUGUUGACGAUCCACAAAUUGAGUACUUGUAUGUCACACUCUUUAUCCUAAGUGGUAUCAUUAUCUAUAUACCCUUCAUCCACUUCAAGCUCUGUCCUGGAAUUCUGGACAGGGUGACAGUUUUCACACAAAUAUUUCUUGAGGUGGCCCCAGCUGACAAAAACCUGUGAAGGAAGAAAACCAAAGCCAUUCAAGCUAGUAGUUAUGCCAUGAGAUUGUGAGAAUUAUGGCCUUCGGUCUUUGGUUUCUUGAUUUGUGCUGACCUCUGUGCCUCUCCUCACAUGUACUGGACACCCACUAUACAGUACCUUUGUUUACCGAGCUGGCUUUCUCAACGAACAAUGUAGGUUACUGAUGCCAGCUUUCUAAAACCAAAUUUUCGGAUGAUGCUCCAAAAGGAUGCAGAGAUGACCAAAAUACUUGUUCUUGCCUACAUUCGAGUAGGGUGCAUUCAGGUAAAUUGGGCCACUUUUCAGCAAAUUCAGGAACACUGAUGAAAUCUGAGGAAGAACAUCAAUACAUUACCCAAACUUAAGUUUGAUUGUGUAAAGUGACUCAUAAUCUUCCAUUUCAUGACAAAAAACAAGAUUAAUGUAAAAAUUAUACAUUUUUACAAGUUUUACUGACAGGUGUGUCAUCCUGGAUGGAAAAAAAAUGCAUUCAGGUGAAAUGGGCCACCUAUUCAUUCCAAAGGUAAAACUAAGAAUUGCACAAAAGAAAAACAAAAUUAGUGAUGAUUUUAAUAUUCCUCCAUUUGUUUUUGUUUUCAACGCAUCUGUUCCCAAAAAGAUAUCACAACUCCAUUAAAAGAGCUCCCCUGACACCUCCAUCUUCAAUAAUAUAAUAGUUACAUUAUUUUUGUAGAAAACAUGAAUGGUAAUUCCCAUAGAAAAAAGCGGCCCAAAUUACCUGAAAGGGGCGGCCCACUUUACCUUAACAUGUUCAGCCAAAAUGUGUUUUUUUUUUUUUUUUUUUACAUUUUUAGGUAUUUAAAGUUCACAAUGUUGCCACAACUAUGUUUUUCCAGAUUAAAGGCACACAUUCAAAGCUAAAAACAUAUCCGUAGUUUUUAUCACAUCUGAAAACAGUAUCAUCCUUAUUUUAUCUAGACUAUUUCUUAUUUUGGCAAGACUGAAAAUACACUUUCUUCUGUCAGACUCCAUAUGAGGGUUCUCCCUGCCCAUCAAAAAGGUGUUAUGCAAUUAAAAUGACUUUAAACAGAUAGAGUGGUAAUGUUGCAACAAUUUCAGUACAUUUGUGGUGGUUGGUCUGUAGAAUUAAAAUAAAUGAGACACCCAAUGCUUAUGCGGCCCAAUUUACCUGAACGCACCCUAAUAAAUGUAUA